Messenger RNA from Schistosoma turkestanicum, 2527 nucleotides. The record is from the annotation of a GenBank genome assembly. Lineage: Eukaryota; Metazoa; Platyhelminthes; Trematoda; Strigeidida; Schistosomatidae.
CAAAUGUAUAUAAAUAUAUACCUUCUGAUUGACAAUGAAGUAGUAUAAUAGGGCCAUAGACUCGGAAUUUUUGCUAUUCUUGCCUGCAAAUAAAUCAGUGGACUUAGGCAUGGAAUCAAGUGAAGUCCAGCUGUAUAGUUCACCAGGAUGCACAUCAAAUGGAGACAUGCCAGGCCAGUUACAAAGUCUUAAUUUACCUGGGAAGCAACCAGACAAAUCAAGUGAAAAAGAAAAGAUUGAUCCUAGCGAAUUUUCUAAAGUUAUCAAAUCGGAUCAAUUAAGAAAUUUACACACUAAACAAACAAUCAUGGAAAUAUUUAUACGUAGAAUAUUGAAAUCUAUCAAAAGUUCAAACGAAGUCGACCAAAGCAAAACAUAUUUGAAACUAACCAAAAUGUUAGAAGUUUUAUUCUCACAAAAACAAAAUUUACAAGAUCAAAUUGGAGUGUUAGAAAAAGAAUUGAUAACAUUAAAUGAGAAAUAUCUAAAUACAUGUAAAAGUGUAGAUGAUCUAACAGCCGAGCAUUUGUCUUUAUGGAAGGAUAGCAGCCAGUUAAAAAGAGAGUUAGAAAAGAAAACGACUGAAGUUGAAAAUUUAUCGCACAAUAGAUCAACGUUACUAGAACAAUUAAAAAGUUACGGGGGCAUUAAAACAGACAAAGCAAAUAGAGAACAUGAGUUAAACUGUGUACAAUCACAAAAUAAAAAUUUACAAAGUGUAUCAAGACAAUUAGGAACCUUGUUAAGAACUAAAACGCAAGAAUGUGAAAAUUUAGAAUUCAACAAUAUACAACUACAACGAGAGGUACAAUGUAAACAAGAAGAGAAGAUAAAUUCACGUGCAAGAAUAGAGCAAUUAAUGCAUGAAAAUAAACUAUUAAAACAAGAAAUAACACAAAAUCGAGCUGAACAAGUAAAAUCUAGUUUGUCUGGUGCUGAAAUCGAUAAAAUGCGUGGAAACCUUCAACAAUUACAAAGCGAAUAUUAUAAACUCCAACAGCUUUUCACUAAGGAAAUUGAGACAAGAACACUUCUACAGAACCAACUACAAGAAGAGUAUGGGAAUUUGAAGGUUUUUUGCCGAUGUCGUUCUUCGAAUACGUCAAGUAAUCCAUGUAUACUUCAGUUUCAAUCGAUCGAUCGAAUUAUUGUACCGAUUGAUGAUGUUCAUCAGCGUCAAACAUAUGUUAAAUCAGCUAAUAAGCAUACAGUGAAUGAAAACAUAUUUACAUUUAAUCGUGUCUUUCGUCCUGACGCCAAACAACUGGAUGUAUUUGAAGAAAUUCGCCCACUUAUCGCUUCAUGCAUCCAUGGUCACAAUGUUUGCAUAAUGGCUUAUGGGCCUACUGGUUCAGGUAAAACGUAUACAAUACAAGGUUCAAUUAACGAUCCUGGUAUUGCUUUGAGAACAGUAACUGGACUGUUUGAAUUAUGUGGACCAUUACACAUACAAGUUAGCAUUGCGAUGCUUGGAAUACAUAAAGAAAUCAUCUACGAUUUACUGAGUGAAAAAACCAGACGAGUAAAAUUAUUCGAUGACAGUAGUGAUGUAAGAUUGAAUGAAGUUGAAGAAAAAAUCGUAGAUAAUGAACAAGACACUAUUUAUUGGAUAAAAAAAGGCAAUACACGACAUAAAUCGAUAUCGAAUACAUCGGAUAUCGAACCAGCACGUACACAUUACAUAAUACGUCUACAGAUCACACUACGUAAUGCACUCAAUAAGACAAAGCGUAAUUCAUCAUUAAUUUUGUGUGAUCUUGCUGGAUCAGAAAGUGCGGAACGAAAUCAAACAAAAUGUAAAGUACAGACAGAAAUCGGAUCUAUAAAUAAGUCCUUAGUAUCAUUGGCACGUGUAUUUGAAGCGCUUCGACGACGUAACAGUUCAGUAAAAUCUGGUGUACAUAAUACUAGUCUAGUAACUAUACCAUACCGUGAUUCGAAACUUACACAUUUACUAAAACCAUGUUUUGGUGGGCAGGCAAAAGUCAUUUUAAUAAUUACAAUAUCCGAUGAACCAAAUCUAAUCGAUCGUAAUUUAAAAGCUUUGGAAUUCGGACAAAAAGCAAUGGAAAUUUCUUUAGGACCAACAAGUCCAAACAGAACAAUUUUAACCAAUUGGUUUCGAAAACCAGAAGUUGAGAAGAGCUAGAAAUAGUUCAUAUUGUGCUAAUCAAGUCAAAUUUGCUUAAGGUAACCAAUUAUAAAUUAGUAAUACCUAAGUACAUUAUUUUAUUUAUUUUAUCUUUCUUCAAAACAUGGACCGGGCGCUGUCUCUUUCACCACCUUUUAUCGUACUUAUGAGCAUUAUUGAAUUAGAAUAGAUUAAUAUUUACAGUCUAUUCAAUAAACACAGCAAAUAUAGAGGUAUUACUAUAAGAACUGAGUGUGUACUUGUAACUUACGUUGAAACACAAUAAAAUUGAUGUGCAAUUUCUUCUUUAGUUCUACGCCACCGAAGACGCAGUGACUAUCACAAGAGAAAAUCGUAAAACUAACAGCAUUAUAGGCAUUACAUGUGUAAUAUGAG